GACCGGCGCACGGUCAGUACGGACACAAGCACUCUAACGCACAACAUCCACAGCACUCCCUCCUGUGUUGCAUCGAGCUUUUCCCAGUCUUUACACUCAAAAUAACAAAAUAACCAGUUUUAUCGACGCCUCUUUGUCUCCUAUCGAUUCUUACGCACUUGGAAGCUUUGGAGUAUAUUUUCGCCUUUGAGAGUAGUUGCAUAGUGUUUUUUUCCUUUUUGCGCUCGUCGUAUAAAACCACCGUUUUUUCUUUUAUCUUCAAAAGAAGAACAUUUGCGCUAGCUUUGAUACUUUGGAAGUGAUAUCGAAGAACUAUGCAUAAGUUCAACAACAAGAACAAAUUCAAGAUGGACUAUACUGAGUUCAAAACAGAUGUUUCUAUGCGAAGAAGAUCGGCGGCAACAAGAGAACUGACUAAAAUCGCUUACUCGGCGCCGCAUAGCGUUAUCUCUCUGGCCGAGGGUAUGCCGAACGAGGAAACCUUCCCUUUUACCCAAAUUUCGGUGAAGCUUAACGACGGCUCCGACUUUGUCUUGGAAGGAGAAGAACUGGCUGCUGCUCUCCAGUACAUCCCCAGUCAAGGUUUCCCUCCUCUGCUGCAGGCUAUCAGAGAAUUUCAAAGAAAAGCUCAUGCACCGCCGAUUUGGGAGAGCCGCGAGGUUGUGAUCGUCGCCGGUGGCCAGGAUGGCCUGAGCAAGGCACUGGAGGCCAUUAUCGGCCCCGGAGAUCCGAUUCUAGUGCAGAAUCCGUUUUAUCCCGGCGUCAGUGUGGUGAUUGGACCACACGAGGCGGAACUCAUACCGAUCGAUCAAGACGAUUACGGCAUAAGCUCCAUUUGCCUGCGCGAACGUCUGCAGGAGCGCGAGGCUUCCGGCCAGAAGAUGCCUAAGAUUAUGUACAUCAACGCCACCGGGGCAAAUCCCACCGGUACAGUCAUGCCUCUCGAGAGGAGGAAGGAGAUCUACAGGAUAGCCUGCGAGUACAAUUUCCUCAUUCUCGAUGACGAUCCCUAUCACUUCAUGUACUUCACCGACGAAGCUCCGCGAUCUUUCCUGUCGUUGGACACAGAAGGCCGCGUUAUCAGGCUCGACUCGUUCUCGAAGGUCCUGAGCAGCGGUUUGAGAAUCGGUGUGAUCACAGCAGCUGCGCCGCUAGUCUCAGCCAUUGAACUACACAUGCAAAGCAGUCAUCUACACGCCCCGACACUAUCACAGGUGAUUCUGUACAAGCUCCUGAAAAUCUGGGGAUACGACAAAAUGAUGGACCACUUCUGUAGGAUAAGGAACUUCUACAAGCACCGACGUGAUCUCAUCGUAAAACUUGCGCGGGAACAUUUACGAGACGUCGCGGAAUUCAGUGUACCGAGUGCAGGAUUCUUCUUGUGGAUAACUGUUCCCGGCAUCCAGGACACCUGGAAAAUGGUGAUGCAGCGAGGUGUCACCCACGGUGUGCUCGUGGCUCCAGGCGCUGCUUUCAUGGCUAAUCCGUCCGAGCCUUGUAACGCCAUCAGGGUGAGCUUUGCUAAAGCUUCCCACAAAGAGAUGAAUUUGGCGUUGGAGCGGUUGUCGUUGCUUAUAAAAGACGAAUUGGCAAAAAAUAGGUCGAGCUUGCACGGCAACACGUGAAAAAAAAUCGUGACACAGUUUGAAUGCUGAAUAAACAAAUGGGCCCUUUCACCGGACACUGGCUGAAUAAGCCACAUCGACUACGGGUAAAUUGAGUCCCGGCAGGGCUGCGCUUUCUCUUUUCCGUUCCCACUGGCACAGCCGAUAACUUACCAGAGACAUGACCUGGUAUCUUACCGACAUGAGCUAAAACGUUUCCUGCUCUCGCUGGUCCCUAUAGUUAGUGAUGCAAACAGAGAAAUCUGUAUAGAUAUUUGUGGGAACGCGUUAUUUAUCACGAGGCUUGACUUAGCCUGUAUUAUUCAUGUACAGAAACAAAACAGUUUCUUUAAGUUGUAAGUUUAAUUAUUAUUAGAAUAGUCUAAUCAAGUGAUUUAAAAAAAGAGAACUUUGAAAGUAGUAUUUUUUUAAUGCUCUCGGUUCUUCUUAAUUUAUUUAGACUAUUUGAUGAUAAAAUCUUGAAAUAAAACAUGCAGAAACUUCAAUAAAGCUUCAAUUACCAGUCAA
Nasonia vitripennis (jewel wasp) is the source of this 2132-nucleotide messenger RNA. Its product is annotated as kynurenine/alpha-aminoadipate aminotransferase, mitochondrial. The record is from RefSeq and is a predicted model, not a curated record. The coding region runs from base 315 to 1625 and encodes 436 amino acids. Gene Ontology annotation, molecular function: L-kynurenine:2-oxoglutarate transaminase activity; pyridoxal phosphate binding. Lineage: Eukaryota; Metazoa; Arthropoda; Insecta; Hymenoptera; Pteromalidae. The transcript has 7 exons. Gene Ontology annotation, biological process: biosynthetic process.